GGUAACUAUUCAGCGUCCCCCGCAUCGUAGACCGCCGCGCCGGACGCCCGGCGCCGCGCGCGACCUCCCAGAGGGCUGCGCUGCCGUCGCGCGCCGCUCCCGCUCCCCAAAACGGGCCGCCCGCCGAGAAAUGAGACAACACCGCUAAGCGCCAAAAAAGGCCGCGCGGCGGCCCGGAGGCUGCCCCGUCACGACACACACACGCCCACCGCCACACACGCGCCACUCGCCAAGAAAUGGGCACGAACAGCCCGCUCAAAAAUUGAACGCACAGGUCCGACUCACCCUCGGACUUCUUCACCACCUUCCUCUCUCACCUUACCACCACCACAAGCCACAAUGCGUGAGUGCGUCUGCAUCCACAUCGGCCAGGCCGGUCUCCAGGGCGGUAACGCCUGCUGGGAGCUCUUCUGCCUCGAGCACGGCAUCCAGCCCGACGGCCAGAUGCCCUCGGACAAGACCAUCGGCGGCGGCGACGACGCCUUCAACACGUUCUUCUCGGAGACGGGCGCCGGCAAGCACGUCCCGCGCGCGGUCUACGUCGACCUCGAGCCGACGGUCUGCGACGAGAUCCGCACGGGCACGUACCGCCAGCUCUUCCACCCCGAGCAGAUCAUCUCGGGCAAGGAGGACGCGGCCAACAACUACGCGCGCGGCCACUACACGAUCGGCAAGGAGAUCGUGGACCUCGUGCUCGACCGCAUCCGCAAGCUCGCGGACAACUGCACGGGCCUCCAGGGCUUCCUCGCCUUCCACGCCACGGGCGGCGGCACGGGCUCGGGCCUCGGCUCGCUCCUCCUCGAGCGCCUCUCGGUCGACUACGGCCGCAAGUCCAAGCUCUCGUUCUGCAUCUCGCCGGCGCCGCAGAUCUCCAACGCCGUCGUCGAGCCCUACAACUCGGUGCUCUCGACGCACGCGCUCCUCGAGCACACGGACGUGACGUUCGCCCUCGACAACGAGGCCCUCUACGACGUCUGCCGCCGCAACCUCGACAUCGAGCGCCCGACGUACACGAACCUCAACCGCCUCUUCGCCCAGGUGGCCUCGUCGCUCACGGCGUCGCUCCGCUUCGACGGCGCGCUCAACGUGGACAUCACGGAGUUCCAGACGAACCUCGUGCCGUACCCGCGCAUCCACUUCAUGCUCACGUCGUACGCGCCGGUCAUCUCGGCCGAGAAGGCGUACCACGAGCAGCUCUCCGUCGCCGAGAUCACGAACUCGGUCUUCGAGCCGGCCGGCAUGAUGACCAAGUGCGACCCGCGCCACGGCAAGUACAUGGCCUGCUGCCUCAUGUACCGCGGCGACGUCGUCCCCAAGGACGUCAACGCCUCGGUCGCCACGAUCAAGACCAAGCGCACGAUCCAGUUCGUCGACUGGUGCCCGACGGGCUUCAAGUGCGGCAUCAACUACCAGCCGCCCACGGUCGUCGGUGGCCCGCGUCCGAAAAUUCCGUGGCGCAAUGGAUAGCGUAUCAGACUUCGAAUCUGGGGGUUGCGGGUUCGAGUCCCGUCGGAAUUGCGCGGGGGUGUAGCUCAGUGGCAGAGCGUCCGCUUUGCAUGCGGAAAGUCCAGGGUUCAAACCCCUGCUCCUCCAACCCAACACGACGCGCGUCGACCCCCGACCGGCGCCGCAGGUCCCCGGCGGCGACUUGGCCCGCGUCAUGCGCGCGGUCUGCAUGGUCGCCAACACGACGGCCGUCGGCGAGGCGCUCUCGCGCAUCGACCACAAGUUCGACCUCAUGUACGCCAAGCGCGCCUUCGUCCACUGGUACGUCGGCGAGGGCAUGGAGGAGGGCGAGUUCUCCGAGGCCCGCGAGGACCUCGCGGCCCUCGAGAAGGACUUCGAGGAGGUCGGCGCCGAGACCGCCGAGGGCGAGGGCGAGGAGGAGGACUUCGGCGAGGAGUACUAGAUCCCACCACCCAGGCGCGCCUGUGGUCCUCAUCGCUAUGACCGUCCGUGACAUCAAGGCGUUACUACACGCACUCGCAGAUGAUAGAUCCUGUAAGUCGAGUUUUUACAUA
Messenger RNA from Pelagomonas calceolata, 2021 nucleotides. Lineage: Eukaryota; Pelagophyceae; Pelagomonadales; Pelagomonadaceae. The record is from the annotation of a GenBank genome assembly.